AUGAGCGACCAAACAAGGAAGAAAGACAUGAAGAGGAAGAGAGCUCAAUCAAUCCAUACUAAUUUCAAGCCAAUUGGUUCAAUCUCCCAGCCAUGUGAACAUGGUGAUGGUGCUAAUACAAAUGAUGUGCAGCCUAGCGAAGAGAACAACCCUAGUCAUGCUGAAGGUGAUGCUCAAGAUGUUCCGAAGCCAGUUGGGAAGUGUGGUUCGGACACAUUCACUGUCAAAGGAUUUGAUAAGUGGAAGAAGGUUAACAAUGGAAAAGAAUGUGCUUUUCUCAAACAUAUGGGCACUACUCCCAGCUCUGCUCAUAACUUUGCAGUUCGUUGUUACGAAAAUCUGAAAAAUAAUCCAAUUCAUAUUGACAAGGUGAUGAAAAAGCAAACUAAGCAAAUGGUUCUUGAUGCAAGACUGAGGCUUAAGACUUCUAUUGAUGCCAUGAGGUGGUUAAUGUUUCAAGCAUGUCCAUUUAGAGGAAAUGAUGAAUCUGAGGAUUCCAAGAAUCAAGGUAAUUUCAAGGAAAUGAUUAAGCUUUUGGCUUCUUAUAAUAAGGAUGUACAAGAAGUUGUACAGAAUGCUCCUAAAAAUGCAAAGUACACCUCCUCAACUAUUCAGAAGGAAAUUGCUAGCAUAAUUUCACGAAAAGUGCAAACCUCAAUUAAAGAAGAAAUGGGUAACAGCAAGUUUGCAAUACUGGUUGAUGAAUGUCGGGAUGAGUCUAAAAAAGAGCAGAUGGCAGUAGUUGUUCGGUUUGUGAACAUAGAAGGGUUGAUAAGGGAGCGUUUCCUUGAUCUUGUUCAUGUUAGUGACACUUGUGCUUUGACUCUCAAGAAUAAAAUCAUUGCUGUCCUAGUUGAUAAUGGGUUGAAUGUGCAAGAUAUUAGAGGCCAAGGCUCAUCAACUCCAAUUGGCUUUGGUUGCCGCUUCAAGGGAGUUAGUGCAUCUCCCAAACGUAAUGAUGAGUUACUAGAAAACCAGGCAGCUCAAAUUGCUAGAGAGAUUGAAUUGGGAGAGCUUGACACUGGAAGAGGGGCUAAUCAAAUAGGAUCUUUACGAAGGGCCGGGGACACGAGAUGGAGUUCACACUAUAAGUCAAUCAAAAGUUUGCUCAAGAUGUUUGCUGCAACUAUUUCAGUUCUAAGAAGUGUAGCAACUGAUCGCUCCGCUACAAGGAAUUCAAGAGGAGACGCUGCAGGUGCCCUGAAGAUAUUAAACACAUUUGAUUUUGUCUUCAUUCUGCACCUAAUGGAAAGAAUUAUGAAAAUCACGGAUAUCUUGUGUGUUAAACUUCAAAAUAAAAGUUUGGAUAUUGCUAAUGCACUGGAUUGUGUUUCUAACACAAAGUCGUUGCUUGCUGAACUGAGACAAGAUGGAUGGGAAAGUCUUUUUGAAGAUGUCAAAUCAUUUUGUGUGAAACAUGAGAUUGAUAUCCCGGACAUGGAUCAAAGGUAUGUUGAUGUAACAAAAUCAAGAAAUAAGCAUGACAACACCACCGUUAUCCAUCAUUACAAAGUAGAUGUGUUUAAUGUUGCAAUAGAUCAACAAGUGAUAGAGUUGAAUGAUCGAUUCAGUUCUCAAGUUACGGAGCUUCUAGAUCUUUGUUCAUCAUUGGACCCUAGACAUGAUGCCUUCGACAAGUCAAAGAUAUGCACUCUAGUGGAAAAAUUCUAUCCUGCUGAUUUUACUAGUCAAGAAAGAGAUCGGUUGGAGUGUGAAUUACCACAUUUUCAGCUUGAUACAUUGAACCAUCCAGAGAUCAAAAAUUGCAAAUCACUUGCUGAUAUGACAAAAGGGAUAAUUAAAACUGGCAAGUCUUCUGAUUAUCCUAUGGUUGAGAGGUUGUUACGAUUAGUAAUAACUCUUCCGGUGUCAACUGCAACAGCAGAGCGAGCCUUUUCCGCAAUGAAACUUGUCAAGACACGUCUUCGAAGUAAAUUGGGAGAUGAUUUUCUUCGUCAUUGCACUAUAGUCUACAUUGAGAAGGAAAUAGCAGCCAAGUUUAGCUCCGACGAUAUUAUUGAGAUAUUUGAUACUGGUGCUCGUAAAUCCGACUUCAAAUUAAUAGAUAUGUAA
This is a messenger RNA of Aegilops tauschii subsp. strangulata, 2073 nucleotides long. Lineage: Eukaryota; Viridiplantae; Streptophyta; Magnoliopsida; Poales; Poaceae. The record is from RefSeq and is a predicted model, not a curated record.